Molecule: messenger RNA, 1614 nt
Organism: Branchiostoma belcheri (Belcher's lancelet)
Lineage: Eukaryota; Metazoa; Chordata; Leptocardii; Amphioxiformes; Branchiostomatidae
Product: hemicentin-1-like
Exons: 7
Coding region: 73-1173 (366 amino acids)
Biological process (GO): cell-cell adhesion
Cellular component (GO): cell-cell junction
Molecular function (GO): cell adhesion molecule binding
Source: RefSeq, a predicted model, not a curated record
UAUAAGGGGAGAGCCCAGCUUGUGGGACAAGCCUCCCUGCGGAUUGAUCGCACGACGGCGGAUGACGAGGGGAUGUACGCCCUGUCAAUCAUGACCGACGAACGGGGAACCGACGAGAAAUUCAUUCGCCUGGAACUACAUGUCCCACCCAGGCUAGAGGUUGGCCCAAGCAAUCCAUACAUCACUACGUGGGGAAAGACUGUUUCUCUCAUGUGUACUGUGAAGGACGCCAAACCCAACAUUACAUCACUUUACUGGGAAAAAGAUGGCGGAAGAAUCGAAGCUAACGGCUACGAGGGGAAGUACUCUGGCGGGAACGCAAAGUCGUCAUCAUUGGUUAUCCGCCACGUCACUAGAAAUGAUGCCGGACUUUACACCUGUUUUGUAGAACACCCCGUACGGUCUGCUGCAGAAAGCAUGCUGGUCCGUGUGCAAUAUCCUGCCUCCAUAAUCAGCAUCUCGGAUUCUAUGGACGUUAGUGUUUCCGACCACGUGACUUUCCAAUGCGUUGCCGAUGGCAACCCCACUCCGAACAUCACGUGGUCUAAAAACGGACGACUUUUGAGCGCCAACUCUUACGUCUUGUCUGGCGAUGUUCGUACGAGCUCCCUUGUCCUGAACAGCAUUCAAAAAGAGAUCACCGCUACAGCUCUAGCCAUAGUAAUCGGUGCCACAGCAGGCGGUCUUUGGUUUCUCAUCUGCCUCUGCCUUCUCGGAUACGUAUUAAGAAGGCGGCGAAGACAAGAGGAAAGGAAGAAGUUCGCCUUUUACUACGACAUCGGAUCAAGAAGAAACCACGCUACACCUAGUACAAAUGAAGGGCAAGACCCACGGAGACAUUCAGCAUUACCAGACAAACCAGAAUACCACCCAGCGGAUCAAAAUGGAAUUGACACGAUGCAGAAACACACACAAGAAAGAAGAUACGCCAGGGCCAUGUAUGAUUACAAACCCAGAGACGAUAACGAGUUACGUCUGGAGGCGGCAGAUGUGAUUGAAGUACUAGAAGGAGAAGCUGGUGAUUGGUGCCUGGGUUUCACGGCAGGCAGGGUGGGACUCUUUCCCUCCAACUACGUCGUCUUCAUCUCUGCCUCAGAAGUAAUUGACAUCCACUCUCCUGAUGUCUGCUGCCUUUCGGAGGGACACCCCGACCAAACAAAAGAUGGCGUCUGACUCCUCUACAGCGUACAUAUCUCAGUACAACUACGAGUGACUCGGCUUCUGUUUAUUCUUAGACUAUCAGUUGUGGGUACAAUUCGUCCCCUUUAUCAUACAGCAUCAAAAACAGUUUUCUCAUUUUUUAUCAUUCGUGAUGAUUACAAAAAGAGAAACAUGGAAUGAGUACCUGUGUGUGAAACCGAUUUAAAGUUACCACAUUUUCUGUCUUGUUCGAUCCCUAUCAAAACGAUUUCUCAACAGCCUAAGGUACUUUUUUUCUUAUCUGACUCUUAUGGCCAAUGUAUCUGAUUUUAUCAACAAUAUAGCAGAUAUCACAGUACAGUUCAUGAACGUAAUCAUGUACAAUAAACAUGCAUGUUGGCUCUUUCUUUGAGUCCGAACAUCAGUGUAACGGCUGACGUUGGCCUGACCUCUGGUGACUAUAGAGCCCUAUUC